GGGGAACCUGACGUCGGGGCGCGCGACGUCGCGGCGCGGGUGCCGAGCCCCGCGUCGUCAGUUUGCGUCUGUCUAGGGUCGCGACACCUCCACUUCCACGUACUAUAGGUACUGCGACUCGCGUCUCCGCUUCGCGUACGCGAUUGAAUCAACGACGGCAACGACGAGGAACGCCAGCAAUCGUAUCGCUCAAGAUCAAGAUCAACGGAUCGACAAGUCACGUGCUCGAUCUCUGCGAACGUCCUGCGCCGCCGGUCGUUCUCCGUUUUGGCGAUCGGCUGGCCUCGAGAAAGUUUGAGAGAAUCCUCGAGCUUUUUGAGAGGACCCAAGUAUCCUCAGAACUCUCUCGGAAUUUUUGAGAAUUCUUGGAGAAGUCUGUGAGACACGAGUCGAAACUCUGCGUAACACUUUGAAGAAGCUCGGAGCAUCUGAGAUAUCUCACAUAAGUUUAAAGCAUUUGCGGACAAGUUUACGAGAGAUGGUAAACUGGUCUGUAAAAAGCAUGACAAAAGUCGCAAGUUUUUGAAGAACUAGAUCCUGUGUAAUUUUAAGGUGCGUAAAAGAACAGUCGGGAAGUGUUAUCAAGAAUCACACCGACAACUUUCAGAAACUUUCAAGAAUCUUUGAACAUUUUUGUAAAUCAGAAAUUUUUUAGCGAUCUGCGAAGAUCUCGAAGGAUUUACGAGAUUUCAGUUUCAAAACGUCUCGAGGACCGUUCCAAGAUUACCGAAUAACUUUUUGCAUCGCGCAGAUUUUUAGUCACGUGGUCGGAGAGUUUUCAAACUUUUAAAAAUCUACGCGUUAAAUACGUGUGUUGUGUUUUAUAACAUUCGGGGAAGACUAUUUUCAGUUUCGUUUCAUGAUUCUUUUAUAGAAUCUGAGAAAAAAUUAUUCGAUCGAUGUAAAUUUGAUUAAAAGUGAUCAAUAUAAAGACUUAACGUAGUGUCUCGCACGUUUUGCGAUUUAUCAACCGAUUAUUCAGGACAUUUUACAGUAUCUCUAACGCAAAUUUUCAAUCCUGACGAAUGUUUCUUUAGAAAUCCAUUCGAAUCUUUGCUGUAGGAUAUUUUUGCUUCGCGCCUCGAGAAUUUUAAAAGUGAAAGAGCUUGACAUUUAACUGGCCUUUGGUUAUCCUGCCCCAUCAUGACCCCGAAGAAUUAUAUUUGAAAAGUCUUGAAUACGGUAAAAACGACAUAAGUGGAAUUAUCGAAGACCAGUAAGACUUUGAAGUUGAUCGAUCUGCAGCCAGAUAUUUUUGAGAAAUCGGCAAAUUCAAUUCAGCGACUGGGGAGACAGAGUUAGAUGGAUCUGUUUUGAUAUCCGACAGAAUUAUUUUCUCUCUACUGCAGUAUUUUUGAAUCGAGAUUUACGGCUAUAAGGAUCGAUCUCGGAACGGAGUGCGUGGAUCGUGCAUGUCCGAAGUCGGCGAUUCGCAGAUUACGGCGAUGAAGAUGAGCAAAGUGGGCAACCAAACCAAUUCGCAGGACCCACAGGCGGUGAAUUCACGCGUUUUCGUCGGAAAUCUGAAUACAUUUCAAUGCAGCAAAACCGAUGUAGAACGAAUGUUUCAGCGCUAUGGCCGUCUGGCUGGUAUUUCUAUGCACAAGGGUUACGCAUUCGUGCAAUUCACAAAUCCGUUUGACGCACGCAGUGCGUGUCUCGGCGAAGAUGGUCGCACCGUCCUCAGCCAGAUUCUCGAUGUAAACAUGGUGGCCGAACCAAAGCCUCACCAAACUGGACGCAAGCGACAGAAUGUCUCCAAAACUGGCAACGACUGGGACUACUACUAUGACAGUUAUUACGCGUCAACCGCGUUUCCGCCGCGUUUGGCACCACCGUUGAAACGACCGCGUUUGAUGCCACCGACACGAGCACAGCAUCCGAAGCUGCAGAAACAACAAUUGACGGCAAACACUGGCACAAUACCCGACUUGAAUCAAUUGAAAGUGUACAGCAAUCCAGAUAUACUGAUCUGCGGCAACUGCAGGGAGAUGUUCACGGAACUCGGGGAGCUGUUGGAGCACAAGCGGAACUACUGCAAGCUGCGGUUCACAUGUAAAUGUCACACCUUCAACGGAGCCGCCCCAAGAGACUCGACGACGGCGUUGCUCUGCGUCCUCUGCAAGUUAUCUUUUCCAAGUGCUUGGGAAUUGAUGGUUCAUGCCCAGGCAGCCCACAUGAUCAACAUUUACGAGCUGGGCACAAGAGCACCGAGCCCGUCGCGGAGUCCUAGUCUUGACCAACCGAAGGAGUCGUCGCCUUCCCCCCAGGAUUUCCAGGAAAUCAAGGCUACGGAUUGCGAAGAACGCGCGGAGGAGGAGGAACUUGAUGGACACGAGUUAAUACCGUCCCCAGACAGUGGCAAGUCAACGGAUAACGAAGCGGCUCUGUCGCCAAUCAAGAUUCGAUCUGACGUAAACGGGUUGGAUCACGAGGACUGCGACGAAUUGAUACAUGUCGAGAAUACCACGCAGGCAUGCAUCAUGCAUACUUUAAGCAUUGACUCUUCUUUGGAACUGAAUUCUGAUACGAACUCGAGAACAACUUCUGGAACGGUGAUGGCCUUGACCAAUGGUUCAUUAUCGGCGAAGGAAUAAACGAGAAAUAAUAAUAAUUAAAAAGAAAAGAUUCAAAGAAAAUUCAUCGGAACGGUCUUCCCCGGCCAACCAACGAGACAUAUCGAUCUCCUUUAAGGAUUACGCACCUGUUUGUAUAUAGCUUAAUUGCCUAACAAAUUAUUCAGGAUCGCUAGAUCCCGUGGUCUAUGCCGGCUGAUCAAAUAUCGAUCAUCUUUCCAAAAAAGAAAAAAAUAUCAGUUCUAUUCUGGACUUUUUUCAUACAUGUAAUUUCGUUUCAAAAUUUCAUUGAGAACAAAUUGAAAAGCUUAAUGUUGUAUGAAUUCAGAUUGGCUUAAAUUACUUAGAGAUUAUUUAUUAUUUGUGUAGCAAUGUUGAUUGGUACUUGAUUUAAUUUUGUGGAUCUUUAAUUUUUUACGUCAUUUAACGAAUCUAUAUAUUUUUUUUAAACUGUUGUAUUGAUCAAAAUUACAUUGUCUUUUUUAAAAAUAUGAGAUUUUUCAAAUAUUUGAUAUUUGCAUCUCUUAAAGUCUUAAAAUCUCUUAUUGAGUUUUGAUACUUAUAAGUGUUAAAAUUCUUAUUUUUAAAUGCAUUCGUUUAUUGUAAAAUUAAAAAAUUUUUUAAUUAUAUAUUUUGAGAUCUACAAGUUCUUAAAUUCUGUUUAUUUAGCUUUUAAACGUUUAAAAUUAAUCAAUCGCAAGAUCUUAAAUCAUAUAACGCAAUUGUAAAUCGCAAAAAUUGUUUCUUGUGAAAUAAUUUAUAUAUUUAGAAAAUUCUAUAUACACAAUGUAUAAGUUGAUUAUUAUUCUCAAUGAUAUGAAAUCAAGUGCUUUUUGUCAUUUCAAUGGCAAAAGUGUUGAAAAUAAAGGUAUUUGUGGACAAAAUAUUAGCUAAACAAAAUCACAUCAAUGGAUUUAACUUAUCAGAAAUCUUAGUCAUUAUUUAUUUACCAGUUGUUAUCUUGAAUGAAGACUAAUUAAUGUCUUCGAUAUAAUUAUAUCAUAUCAUUAAUAACUAGUAAAUAAAUAAUUUAUUAUUGGCAAAUUUGUUUCUUAAGAAAACGAAGAAAUUAUAUUAGACGUUAUAUUACUUUCUUUUAUAGCACAGUCGCACAUACGUGUGUGUAUGUAGAUUAAAUAGAAAGAUUGUCACUUUAAUUAUUCAUGAAAGGACAUAUCUUUCGAUAAACAAUGGUGUCGAUGGUGAACUAAUAACUGAAUUACGUUAUAUAAAUUUAAAUUGUAAUUGUUAUUAAAAAAAACAACUCCGUUUCUCCGUUGUUAUCUAUUCUAAAAUUUUAUUUUGAAAUUUUUUUCACCAUUUAUACUGUACGCAAUUUAAACAAUUGUUGCUUAUUUUAAGAAGGAAACAUAGUACAGAGAAAGCGAGAGACUUUAUUUUGGCGGCUAUAUUAAUUUUAUAUUAUCACAACUCUCUCUUAUUAUUAUUAUUAUUAUAUGUUAAAGAUGCUUAAAACAUGUAGUUUAGAUUAUUAUUUUAAAUUUUGAGCACAAUUCGUGCUUCUUUAUAUAUAUUUUACAGAUUUAUUAAUUCCGAUUUAAUAAACAUUGAUAAAUUUAAGCCUGUGUGUGACAUUCUAUAAAUCAGAUUCUACAAGUGUGUAUUAAUUUAUAAAUAUCAUUAUAUAUAUAUUUGAAUUUUUGAUAGGGAAAAAGAUCCGCGAACUUAGAAAUUUAUAAAUAUAUAAAUUCAAUAGCUUUCAUUAUAUAUUACUUUUAGUCCGGAUUUUAUUUAUAAUCCUUACUUAAUUCUUAGUUUAAAAACGGCUAUGAGAAUCAAAAUAGUUAUAUGUAUAUGAAUAUGAUAUAAAUUGUUAUAUUGUUUUAAAACAAUAUAUAAUAAACUAAUGUCUUUAGAAGAGAAAUUUUAUUUUUAUUUAAUUUUUAUUCUUUUCCAACCUUUGUUAGUGAUUUGCCAUCGACAGCCUCUGUAGUUUAUGCAUAUCAGAGAUCUAGUCAUCUCAUUUUUUUAAAUAUCCUGUACAAUUCGUAAAUGUAACGCAAUUGUGAAAAAACAAACAUUAUCGACAGCCGGGAAAAAAUCGGUCGAGCUUUUUCGAAGCCUGACGCGCUUCUCUUUCUGCGUUUUUUUCUCUGUGCAAAACGAACAACAUAAUAUUUAUUAUGUCACGACUAGAUGGUAGCGACGAGAGUUAUUUGUUUAUAGCCCCAUAUAUAAACAAUGUUUUAUGGAUUAUUAAUGUCUAAAUAAAAUAUAUUACGUCUUUUAA
This is a messenger RNA of Formica exsecta, 4827 nucleotides long. RefSeq lists its product as uncharacterized. The record is from RefSeq and is a predicted model, not a curated record. Gene Ontology annotation, cellular component: nucleus. NCBI's taxonomy places the organism in Eukaryota, Metazoa, Arthropoda, Insecta, Hymenoptera, Formicidae. The coding region runs from base 1413 to 2597 and encodes 394 amino acids. Gene Ontology annotation, molecular function: RNA binding. The transcript is spliced from 12 exons.